UUUCAUGAUUAUAAACAAAGUUUGAUUUUAUUUUUUCAUAAUCAAAUAAAGUCUGUGAUUAAUUAAAAAUGAUUUGGUUUUUUUCUGGUAAAGUGAGGCACGUGAGGUAAUUAAUUGUCUUAAAGAGUUAGAUGUAAAUUUUUUGACUAAAAACAUUUUAACCUCCAGCAGUACAUUUGAAUAAAUGUUACCUCUCUUAAUUUAUUUAAACUAAAGCUGAAAUUAAUAACAACAAUAGAAAGAAUGAAAGUUACCAUAAAGAGUUGGACUGGUGUUUCUACUUGGAGAUGGAUCGCAAAUGAUGAUAAUUGCGGAAUUUGUCGAAUGCCUUUUGAUGCAAGUUGUCCAGAUUGCAAAACUCCCGGUGAUGAUUGUCCUUUAGUAUGGGGCCAGUGCUCGCAUUGUUUUCACAUUCACUGUAUUAUGAAGUGGUUAAACACGCAGACGACCAGUGGCUUAUGUCCCAUGUGCCGCCAGGAAUGGAAAUUCAAGGAAUAAAUAAUAAUUAUAACAAUACUUAUUAUAAUUUAACAUCAACUAUAUUUUGAACAGGCAAGAUUAUUCUUUAUUUAAUUUAGAUAAUUAAUAUUUUUUCAUUAAAUACAUUAAUAUUAUACUACAAAAUAAUUUUUUAUUAUCCACUGUCCAUUGCAUGAUGAAGCAGAAAACAGCAGACAUAGAAUUUUUUAUUUUAUAUAUUUAUAAUUAACCAAAUAAUUUUUCUUUUUUAUAAAUAAAUUGAAUUUAA
Molecule: messenger RNA, 748 nt
Organism: Cotesia glomerata
Lineage: Eukaryota; Metazoa; Arthropoda; Insecta; Hymenoptera; Braconidae
Gene: lmgA
Product: anaphase-promoting complex subunit 11
Exons: 3
Coding region: 244-498 (84 amino acids)
Biological process (GO): protein ubiquitination; positive regulation of mitotic metaphase/anaphase transition; anaphase-promoting complex-dependent catabolic process
Cellular component (GO): anaphase-promoting complex; nucleus
Molecular function (GO): cullin family protein binding; zinc ion binding; ubiquitin protein ligase activity
Source: RefSeq, a predicted model, not a curated record